Schistocerca gregaria is the source of this 4735-nucleotide messenger RNA. RefSeq lists its product as uncharacterized. The transcript has 5 exons. Lineage: Eukaryota; Metazoa; Arthropoda; Insecta; Orthoptera; Acrididae. The coding region runs from base 427 to 1170 and encodes 247 amino acids. The record is from RefSeq and is a predicted model, not a curated record.
GGGAACGCUAGUUCAGAUGAACAGCGCUCGCUGACCGGACAAGUCGCUGGAACAUCUGUCAGUUUAUGUUUUGUGCUUAACUGUCGCUCGAGUAAAUCGUGCGUUCGUUUUCACAUAAAUCCAUAAGAGAACGAAUUUGCUUACCAGAAUAGUACCUGUCAUCGUGCGCCGUCUCUACUACUCCUCAACCAGUUGUUUUUCAGUGAUUUUGCCAGAGAGCUGAUGAUGCACAACUGCCGCCCCGCCCGCCACUGCGAGUGAACCUGUCGCGCGCAACUCAGGUACUUGGUUACAACAUAGUCGCCGCCUGCGGUGCCAGCCCACACCAGUAGCCGGCGAGCCGCGUGCCGGAGCCCGCCCGCCGCCCCCGGCAGCCAGAAGCUCGCGGCCUCCGCCCCCGGGCAGCAGCAGCAGCAGCAGGCCAGCAUGUCCCGCCAGCAGACGGAGCGCUCCAUCCCGCACCUGCGCGACAUCUUCGGCUUCCACGGCUGGGAGCCGCAGCCGCAGCAGCCCGACCCGGCGGCCGCAGUCGCGCAGAAGCUGCAGGAGAUGCGCGUCGACGCCAGCAACGACAGCGCCGUGUCCGUGGGCUCCACCAGCGAGGACGACUCCCCGCAGAAGGGCGGCGGCGGCGGGGGCGGCGGCGGCGGCGGCAGCGGCAAGAAGAAGAAGCAGCGCAACAGCCGGCGCGACAACGCGCGCACCCUCACCGAGCGCGACGUCAAGCACCUGGAGCGCCACCUCUCCAUGAAGAAGACCAUCCGCAAGAAGAUCAUGCGCGACCUGCAGCAGGCUUUCGUAGAGGACCCGAACGAGUUCCGCGUGGAGGACAUCUCGCCCGAACAGCUGAAGGCCGAGAUCAACAUCCAGAGCUUGAGCUUCGGCGCCCCGCAGAAGCGGCCCGGGAAGAAGGCCGCCGCAGAGCCCAACUUCCUGGACAUGCUGCGCGCCGGCAGCGCCCCUGGUGGCCGCGUCGUCAACGACGACGAGGACUCCGGCCACGGCUCGCCGACGCGCGAGUCACCUGGCGGCCGGCUGGCGGACUGCGGCUACGCGGAUGACGACGACGAUGACGUCGGCGAGGGCUACGAGCCGGAGCCCGAGCCUGAGGCGGCGAAGAAGACGAGCUUCUGGCGGCGGUUCACCAUGAAGGGCCGCAACAAGCGGUGAGCGGCGAGCGGCCGCCCCUCGCCCCCGCUGGAGUCCUUCCCGCGCACGGUCUCGAAGCACGGGCCUGGAUGUCAGAGUACUCGUGCCUCCAUCCCAGACUUCCCCAGAUGCCGUCCAGGAGGCGCGUAGUUUUAAAAAUGAAACUCAUUUUUUAGAAUAUUUGUUUCAUUUUAUUGCAUCCCCUUCAAAACCAAUUUUAACAAACAAAAAUUCCAUUGGUAGUUCAUAAAUAUCACAUUUAACAGUAACACCCAUUCCAACUGAACCCAGGGCCAGCGAUAUUAGACCUACAAUGAACUCAAUUUGUACUAGUAAUGCACACAUUCCUGAAGGUGCGAGGAAAAAACUGAAUUACCAAAUUUUGACAGGUUUUCCUCUGGAUAUCCAUCACUUGCUUCUUGUAAAAAUUUGGGAACUAGAGACUAGAAAUAAUUUUCCAUUAUUUUGUUGAGCACUGUAUCGAACCAGAUUCGUUUAAUGUCAUAUGCCUCUUCAUGGACGACAGAGUACAGGUAAUGAAUUACCUCACCUGAUGACUCACGAUUUGGCGCUGAAAAGAGAGUCUUUCAUAGCAGCUCCUGUUUCUCUGCAGGUGGAGGACGAUUCAUGCGUAACAGUCAAAGGUUUGUGAACAAAAGUUCUGAAAAUUGUGGCAUUGCAUGGUCUGCCUGAGUUCAAACAAAUCUUGUUUUGGGACUAUGUUUUAUACAUCUUAUAGUAGUGUAUACUUCUGAACUACCUGCUCAAAGUUGGUGAUUCCACACUGAUGGUGCUGGAAUCAAAUAUAAGGAAUUCUCCCUGUUCCUCCAGUCACAGCAUUCCCCCCCCCCCCCUCCCCCCCAUCAAAUACCAAAUAAUUUCAUUUUGGCAUCAUUGAUGACUAAGGUAUUUGGGGUCUUGACAGCCCAUCCCCACCUCUUACAAAAAAUACCCAGUCUUACCCCGUUCUCCUAAAUAAACAUAUCUAAAUGCUGUUUAACUGUAUAACACAACAAUUAUAAUGCAUUAAAAGACCAAGAAUGAACACACAGGGUCUGAGCUGGAGAGGGAUGGAGAAGGGAAAGGGGAGAGGGGUGGAAGGCAGCUCAUGUUAGUUUUCUGAUGCACAAAAUAUAUUUGCUACCAGUAAAUAUCCAUUACAUGUUCUUUCUUUCUUAAUUCGACCUGUACUGGGCUGAUACACCUGUGUGUUUGUUUGGGCAAGGUACACGUUCGAUUGAUGAAAAUCCCUUUCUGGGAGUGUAGCUGCCCUCCCUUCCCCAAAGUUCCUAUAGUAACAAUUUUUUAGAUCUACUUAUACAAAAAGAGGAGCAGGAGGACAAUAAAAAGUUAAUAACCUGUCAGAAUUAAGAAGGGAGGUAAUAGGAGGAAAUGUCCAUAUGCCACCUCACCUUACAUGUAGGUCAUUAUCUAAUUUCUCAUAGCUGUUCACAAGGGAUACAGAAGGGGGCACUUGCAUCUCACUGCCUGGAAUCUAGAGUACAGAGUUUUUAUUCAUUGUAGAAAUGCCUUAAACUUAAAUUCUCUGAGGUAUGAAUUAUUUGUCCCACCUAUAUAAGAUUUAGUACUUCUUGCAUGACAUUUCUUGAAACUGACCAACUUAUUUAUGUCAUAAAUGACAGGCAACUUCAGAGUCUCCAUGUCCUACACCCACAACACCUCCCCCCCUUUCCUUCACCAUAGAAGUUUCUGCAGAUGCACUUGGGAAUAAUGGUUUCUGUUAGAGUGAUGUGACAUUGCAUCAAUGUCGAGCAGUGUCAUAAGAGUAAUGCUUUUAUAUUAUGCUGGGCAAGACGCACAAAUGCUAAUAUGGAGAAAACUCAAUUUGUUAAAAUGUUUAAGAUUUCAACCUAAAGCUAAGCACGUUCCCCUCUUCCCACUUUUGGCCUCGUUGGCAGCUGCCUAGUUCAUGAAGAAGGUUGGGCUGACAGUGGUUGCAUGUGAUCUGGGAACUACUGUUAGCUGCAUCCUAUGCGACCUUGACUCCAAAAUACCCCCAAUAAAGAUAAAAAGUUAGUCAUCAGCUGCACAAGAAAACCUUUAUUUGGUCAAGUGAAACAAAUGAAGAUUAUGUUGUGCAGCUGAUGACUGACUUUUUCUCUUUGUUGAAAUAUUCUGCAGUUAUGAACAAAAUUCAAAGUACCUUCUUUUUGAUAAAUUAUUUUUGUAUAUGAUGACAGUAAAUUCUUUUAAGAAGCGAAAUCUAUCCAAUUUCAGUAAUUUAUGAUUUAGAAACUGCAACCACCAAGGCUUUGUGUAUAUGUAUACCAGUAUAGAGAAUGACAUUAUUCUUCGUUGUCUGUCAAUAAUAUCAUGACAGUUGAUCAUUGAAUCAUACCCAGAGCACAGGCUGUUAACACAAUUUAAGAUAUCUUUAUAAGAUUUACAUACAGGUUACAUAAUUUUGAACAUCAAGGGCUAGGAGAUGUGAUAAAAACUGAGAAAACAGGAGCUUGGGCUCCUUUCUAGUGAGAGAAAAAAAAAUUCUUGCCAACUUACAUGACCCGUAGCUCUGCAGUUAGCAGAUAAACAUCCAGACCUUUGCUUCAGGCUGUGCAAUAGUAAUUACAUCUACUUUAUGUGUUUUUCUUUAGUAUUAUACAAGAGAAAACCACAAAGAGGACUCUUUGUAAAAUAAUAGCCGCUGUGAUAUAUAUAAAAUUCCUUUUCCAUUGUUAAGAUAAUAUAGAUUUUGUUGGUUAAAAUUAUGUAGCUAGUCAAUGGGAAUUGAGGCUAAUUUACUUGAAAUGUGUCUUGCACAUUUUGCUUACAUAAUGAUGAGGGCUGCAAAAAAAAAUAGUUAUGUAUCAUAUUUAACUUUUAAUUAGUGCAAUGUCAAUGAAUGCUUUGUAGUGAUUUGGUGUGUUGGGUACCUCCUAAUUUUAUUAUUUGUUUAAUAAUGUUCCUAUAAAUUCAGUGCUGAUGAUGAAUUAGCAAUGUGCAAGAGAGCAACAGUUAACCACUGAUAUGAUUUCAGCAUUCAAGACUGUUAUUUGCAUGAGAGUGAUUAACAAAACUGAAGGUAUUAAUGUUUUGCAUUGUAUUUCUAGAAGUUCUCUUUGUUUGUCAUGAGUCCUAAGUGCUACGAUUAGCAGCAGGUGACUAGCUGUAUGAUUUGACUGCACAUCUGUGUACUAAAUAAUCAGUGCAAGUGAAAUGUAAGUGAACAAAGACUUUUAAGUUUUAAUGUAAGAGAUAGUGUCAGUGAAAUAACUGUGUGUAACUUAUGUGCUAAAUGAAGUGAAAGAUAAGCAGAAAUAUUUGCAGAAUGUCUUUUAAUACUGUGGUUCCAACUUAAACAUAAAGCCAAUGUGACUUGUAAAGAUAGUUAACAUAUUUUAUUUAGUAUAAUGUAAUGACCACCUGCAACAUGUAGUUACAUGUUUUUAAAUGUAAGGAAUCAGAUUAUCAAAGUAAAGACUUUAGUAUUAAGGUCUAGAUUCCUCAGAUAAUUAGAAAUUGGAUUUUCAGUAAUGAAAUGGUCAUUUUUUAUAAAAGAUAGUAAGAAAUAACAGUUGCUGUAUUUUACAGGAAUGAUGCAAUAAAAUCAUGUUUUGAAAACUUA